GCUCGGCGGCACAACAGAGCGAGCGGCGAGUUUUAUGUAUAUAUAUAUUAUAUACCCUAGCAUGUAUACAUUGAUACACUAUACAGUCUUGACAGUUGACAUUGCUAGCGUGUGCCUGCAAGAUGGCGGACCCCAACGAAAAGUUAAUAGCCGACCUUUUAAAAAAACCUGGAAAUAACAUUUGUGCCGAUUGCGGAGCCAAAAAUCCAGAAUGGGCAUCUUACAAUAUAGGAAUUUUUAUAUGUACAAAAUGUGCUGGAGUACAUCGUUCUAUGGGAACUCAUAUUUCAAAAGUAAAACAUAUUACACUUGAUAAGUGGGAAGACUCUCAAGUUAGCAGAGUACGAGAGGUUGGAAAUGUAGCAUCUAAAUUACAUUUUGAAGAAAGGGUACCAUCAUGUUACAGGAAACCUAAUCAAGAUUCUCCAGAUGUACUAAUUGAACAGUGGAUUCGAGCAAAAUAUGAGAGGGAAGAGUUUUGUCAUCCAGAAAGACAAAGUCAUUAUGUUUCAGGAUUCAUGGAGGGUUUUCUUAUGAAACGAGGAAAAGAGGAUCCCAAAUAUCAACCACGUAAAUUUGUACUCAAUGAAGCUGAUGAUACUUUGAAGUAUUAUGUUAAGGAGAAUAAAGAACCAAAAGCAGUAUUGCGAAUAUCAGAGCUGAAUGUGUCAUUUGCUCCUGCUAAAACUGGAAAUCAAAAUAGUCUGCAAAUUUCAUUUUUGAAAGAUGGUACUACAAGACACAUUUAUGUUUACCACGAUGAAUCUGAAGUGAUAACAAAUUGGUACUUGGCAAUUCGUUGUGCAAAAUUGCACAGGCUCCAAGUUGCAUAUCCAGGUGCUAAUGAACAGGAUUUACUGAGUCAAUUGACAAAAGAUUUUCCUAAAGAAGGAUUUCUGUGGAAAACUGGACCUAGACCCAGUGAUACUUAUAAGAAGAGAUGGUUCACGUUAGAUGGACGAAAGUUGAUGUACCAUGAAGAUCCUAUGGAUGCCAAUCCAAAAGGAGAAAUAUUUUUAGGUCAUACAUCUGAAGGCUAUGCUAUAAAAAUGGGUGUUCCACCAGGUGCUCGGGAUCAAGGUUAUUCUUUUACACUCCAAACGCCUGACAGAACUUACCUUUUAUCUGCUCAAGCUAAUGAAGAUAGAAUCCAAUGGAUGCAAGUUUUACAAAAAGUAAUAGACAGACCUUUAACUCCACAAGAUGCCAGUAUAGCAGCACGUCUCGUAAGGAAACGCAAUCCAGAUAAUGUCAAGAGCUGUUAUGGCUGUGCAAAAGAUUAAUUUUUCCCAAUCAUCUGACCCGUGAAUAGAAAUGCAGUCUAUUACAUGUUUUAAUCAAUGAAACAAGAUCGAAAAUAUAAACUGUGGAUUGAGAUGCAAAAAAAUUGCCUGUGAGAAUGUGUACAUAAUCGUGAACUAAUCAUGUACCUAAAGAUAUUUUUAACCGAGCAUGCAAGUAUACCGUCAACAUCACCGCUAUUAUAAUUUUAAAACUGGAAACGAACUGUAUUUUUCAUACAAUAUUAUUCACAUUAAUUUUUAUGCAUCA
Trichogramma pretiosum is the source of this 1551-nucleotide messenger RNA. RefSeq names its product arf-GAP with dual PH domain-containing protein 1-like. Gene Ontology annotation, molecular function: GTPase activator activity; phosphatidylinositol bisphosphate binding. The coding region runs from base 123 to 1283 and encodes 386 amino acids. Gene Ontology annotation, biological process: positive regulation of GTPase activity. NCBI's taxonomy places the organism in Eukaryota, Metazoa, Arthropoda, Insecta, Hymenoptera, Trichogrammatidae. The record is from RefSeq and is a predicted model, not a curated record. The transcript is spliced from 7 exons. Gene Ontology annotation, cellular component: plasma membrane; intracellular membrane-bounded organelle.